Macrobrachium nipponense is the source of this 1188-nucleotide messenger RNA. RefSeq lists its product as uncharacterized. The record is from RefSeq and is a predicted model, not a curated record. The coding region runs from base 1 to 1188 and encodes 395 amino acids. NCBI's taxonomy places the organism in Eukaryota, Metazoa, Arthropoda, Malacostraca, Decapoda, Palaemonidae. Gene Ontology annotation, molecular function: nucleic acid binding; zinc ion binding. The transcript is spliced from 3 exons.
AUGGAUAACGAUAACAAGCAGCAGAAGGAUACAUCUAAUAUGCAUUGUUGGCGCUGCCACAAAAAGGGGCAUCCCAUCAAGGUGUGUCCUAAGCUGAUGGACUAUGAGACGCCUGCUAGUGAGAAGAAUGGGAAGAAAAGUGAUGGUGGUGACUGUGAAUUUGAUCAGGGUGUUGUUGUUUGUGAUAAUGGAAGAUUAAGAAUUGCUGGCACAGGUGACAUAAAGUUGUCAUCAAAUAAUUCAAUUGAUAAAAUGCCAGAUGUUCUUUAUGUUCCUGGUUUGAGCACUACACUGUUGUCCGUGAAUCUAUUUACUGAUCGUGGUAUUAAUAUCCUGUUUACAUCAAAAGAUUAUGAAUUUGUUGAUGCUGAUGAUUGUGUCGUCAAUGGUUCAGUUUUGGGUACUGGAAGCCGAGAGAAUGGUUUGUAUCUUCUUGAUGGAAAACCAGACACCAAGUCAGUUUUUGUUAGUAAUGUUCAGGAUUAUGAUCUGUGGCAUCAAAGAAUAGGGCAUGUUGGUCAACAAAAAUUGAAGUUUUGGUUUUCUCAUCAGAUGAUGGACCACUUCCUGAGAGUUUUGGUAUGUGAACAAAAUUGUUCUAAGUAUACCCAAGAGCAGAAUGGUGUUGCUGAAAGGCAAAAUAGGUCAACGUUUGAAGCAGCUAGAAGUAUGAUGUUUAACGCUCAAUGUUCAAAGAAAUUGUGGGCAGAAGCGGUCAAUACUGCUGUGUAUGUUCACAACAAAGUACCCCAAACUGGUGCUAAUAAUUGUAUUCCUAAAGAGAGAUUCAUUGGACUGCCUGUGAAAUAUUCUAAUUUGAGAGUUUUUGGUUGUGAUGCAUAUGUGCAUGUACUUAAGAAGGUUAGGGGUGACAAAUUAGAUGCAAGAAGCAAGUCUUUGGUUUUUGUUGGGAAAGACAGAGGCAGAAAAGGGUAUUGCUUGUUUAAUCUUGAGCAUAGUGUUAAGUUUGAUGAAGGUAAGUUUACUGCUUGCUCUGAGGGUGUGACAGAUGUAAGUGAUGUUGUUUAUUAUAUAGUGGCUGAUUUGGUUGAGGGAAAUGCUAUAGAGGAAAUUCCUGUUGAUAAGGAAGGUGAGUUCCGUGAUGAUGAAUAUGAUGACUUUGUGGGGGAAAAUGUAAGAGAAUUGGGGAAAUUAAUGAAAAUGUGCAAAAUAGGAGGUACCCACUGA